UUUGGUACGUUAUUUAUUUCUGUCAUACAAUCCCCCUUCAAGGACUUCAUCAGCAAAUAUACUGUAUGCAAACGUUUAUGUUAGUAUGAUGAAUAAAUCAUUGCAUAUUUGCAGCUGCCUUGAGCCUAGAGUCACUGAGGAAUGACUCUACUGAUUCACCUAUUGGCAAAAAAAACAGCUUUACAACACCAGCUUUACAACAUCCACUUUACAACACCAGCUUUACAAUACCAGCUUUACAACACCAGCUUUACAACACCAGCUUUACAAUACCAGCUUUACAACACCAGCUUUACAACAUCCACUUUACAACACCAGCUUUACAACACCAGCUUUACAACACCAGCUUUACAAUACCAGCUUUACAACACCAGCUUUACAACAUCCACUUUACAACACCAGCUUUACAAUACCAGCUUUACAAUACCAGCUUUACAACACCAGCUUUACAAUACCAGCUUUACAACACCAGCUUUACAAUAUCAGCUUUACAACACCAGCUUUACAACACCAGCUUUACAAUACCAGCUUUACAACAUCCACUUUACAACACCAGCUUUACAAUACCAGCUUUACAAUACCAGCUUUACAAUAUCAUCUUUACAACACCAGCUUUACAACACCAGCUUUACAACAUCCACUUUACAACACCAGCUUUACAAUACCAGCUUUACAAUACCAGCUUUACAACACCAGCUUUACAACACCAGCUUUACAACAUCCACUUUACAACACCAGCUUUACAACACCAGCUUUACAAUACCAGCUUUACAAUACCAGCUUUACAACACCAGCUUUACAAUACCAGCUUUACAACACCAGCUUUACAACACCAGCUUUACAAUAUCAGCAUUACAACACCAGCUUUACAACACCAGCUUUACAACACCAGCUUUACAACAUUCUCCCCCUUCUUUUCCCUCCAGGAACUUCUCAGGGAUUGAUCCACUCUCACGUUUAGACAUGUGCACCUGAAGCCAAAGAAGAGGCUAGCUACUAACAUACUGAGUCACUGUGUCAAAAAAACUGCAUGUCUGUGCCUGCUCACUCUCUACUUCCCACUGUGUUACUCUCUCUCUCCCUCUCCCUCUCUUUCUGUUUCUCACUGUGGUUGGUUCAUGUCAAUGGCAGACAUUUCAUUUGGUUUAGGAUUACUCUGACAUGUUGACAGACCAGGAUUCAGUUUCAGGGGAUGUGAGAUCUUUCAUUAACUGCUGUUCUUUUGACAAGAAGAGUUGACAACAGUAAUUCAACACAGCACCAUGAGUGAGUCAGUAGAAUACACAUCAUCAUCAUCAACAUCACACCCUGUGGACAAAGACCAGUCAGCCUCCUGCCCUGCUGCCACAGCCCCUCGCAAAACAGUCCGGCUCCAGGAGAGACGGGGAUCCAAUGUGUCCCUGGUGCUGGGCGUGAGCUGUCUCAGUCUGGAAGCAGUGGAGACCCUAUGCUCCAUCUCCACUCCCAGAGAGACCAUCCUCCACCUGCUGAGGACCUCAACACGCCCUCUGACCCCCUCUCAGCUGCAGGAGGCGUCUGAAGAGACCAGCAGGCUGAACUCAGAGUACCAGAAAAUUCCUCCAAACUUUGUGAACCCUUCAGAGCUGGAUAUUCCAGGACGAGCUUUAAAGGACAGAUACAAGACCAUACUGCCAAAUCCUGAGACCCGUGUGUGUCUGAGGAGCCUCGCAGCAGAGGAGGCGGGUGAGACUGAAAGAUACAUCAACGCUAACUACAUAAAGGGUUACAACGGUGCACCUAGCGCCUACAUCGCCACCCAGGGCCCCAUGCUCAACACCGUGCAUGACUUCUGGGAAAUGGUGUGGCAGGAGAGAUCCACCACCAUUGUAAUGAUCACCAAGCUGAAGGAGAAGAAGGAGAAGUGUGAGCUUUACUGGCCAGAGAAGGAGGGCAGCUAUGGCAGAUUUAAGCUCAGAGUGGCCAUUGUGAAAGAAUGUGAUGGCUACACAAUUCGAGACAUAAUUAUUCAGGUGGGCUCAGAGAGCAGGCAGGUGAGGCAUUACUGGUACUCCACAUGGCCAGACCACCAGACUCCAGACUGUACUGGACCUCUGCUCAGACUGGUGGCGGACGUGGAGGAACACAGGCAGUCCCACCCCGGCUUAGGAACCACCAUCGUCCAUUGCAGUGCAGGGAUUGGUAGAACAGGUUGUUUCAUCGCCAGCAGCAUUGGAUGCCUGCAGCUAAAACACACCAGUAAGGCUGACGUGCUUGGAAUCGUCUGCAAGCUACGCCUCGACAGGGGUGGUAUGAUACAGACCAGUGAGCAGUACCAGUUCCUGUACCUUACCCUGGCCCAGUACAGCCGACAGCUGGUGAACACAGACUGUGGCUCAGAGAGCCCUGUCCCUGUCCAGACUGGCAGUACUACAGGAGAAACGCGGUGACAGAGAAAGCCCAGCUGAAGCUCUGUCUUUCUGUAUGGGAGAACAAGCUUCUGGCACUCUGUCUUUCUGUAUGGGAGAACAAGCUUCUGGAACUCUGUCUUUCUGUAUGGGAGAACAAGCUUCUGGAACUCUGUCUUUCUGUAUGGGAGGACAAGCUUCUGGAACUCUGUCUUUCUGUAUGGGAGAACAAGCUUCUGGAACUCUGUCUUUCUGUAUGGGAGAACAAGCUUCUGGAACUCUGUCUUUCUGUAUGGGAGAACAAGCUUCUGGAACUCUGUCUUUCUGUAUGGGAGAACAAGCUUCUGGCACUCUGUCUUUCUGUAUGGGAGAACAAGUUUCUGGAACUCUGUCUUUCUGUAUGGGAGAACAAGCUUCUGGAACUCUGUCUUUCUGUAUGGGAGAACAAGCUUCUGGCACUCUGUCUUUCUGUAUGGGAGAACAAGCUUCUGGAACUCUGUCUUUCUGUAUGGGAGAACAAGCUUCUGGAACUCUGUCUUUCUGUAUGGGAGGACAAGCUUCUGGAACUCUGUCUUUCUGUAUGGGAGAACAAGCUUCUGGAACUCUGUCUUUCUGUAUGGGAGAACAAGCUUCUGGAACUCUGUCUUUCUGUAUGGGAGAACAAGCUUCUGGAACUCUGUCUUUCUGUAUGGGAGAACAAGCUUCUGGAACUCUGUCUUUCUGUAUGGGAGAACAAGCUUCUGGAACUCUGUCUUUCUGUAUGGGAGAACAAGCUUCUGGAACUCUGUCUUUCUGUAUGGGAGAACAAGCUUCUGGGACUCUGCUCAUGUGCUGUCUGUGGCAAUCUCAUCCCCUUGACUGUGACAGUUAUUGCAGCAUUUUUAUGGGCACGUGGGACUGGUUUGAAUUGUAUUGAAAUUCAUGAAUAAUCAUUUUGUCCAUAUUUGCUACCCUGAUAAUAAAUAUGUUAUGCCCUUGGCUUUAAUUAA
Molecule: messenger RNA, 3355 nt
Organism: Oncorhynchus kisutch (coho salmon)
Lineage: Eukaryota; Metazoa; Chordata; Actinopteri; Salmoniformes; Salmonidae
Product: tyrosine-protein phosphatase non-receptor type 7
Exons: 11
Coding region: 1263-2408 (381 amino acids)
Biological process (GO): protein dephosphorylation; signal transduction
Cellular component (GO): cell junction; plasma membrane; cytosol
Molecular function (GO): protein tyrosine phosphatase activity; protein kinase binding
Source: RefSeq, a predicted model, not a curated record